Molecule: messenger RNA, 4427 nt
Organism: Tachysurus vachellii
Lineage: Eukaryota; Metazoa; Chordata; Actinopteri; Siluriformes; Bagridae
Gene: setdb1a
Product: SET domain bifurcated histone lysine methyltransferase 1a
Exons: 21
Coding region: 162-4217 (1351 amino acids)
Biological process (GO): heterochromatin organization; negative regulation of gene expression
Cellular component (GO): nucleus
Molecular function (GO): DNA binding; zinc ion binding; protein binding
Source: RefSeq, a predicted model, not a curated record
AUCCGGGCUCUCAACCAAUCCCAGUGCAGAAGGCGGGACUUGACGGAAUACGAGUGGGGAAAAAAGAACUGACGCUGACUCUAAUCCCCACUUUCCGCAUCUACCUAGCUGUAAAUUUCAGACGAUGUGUAAUACCGGGAUUGAAGUAGAGCAGUAGAGCAAUGAAGAGCGAGGAAGAGGACGAGAGGAUGAACAUGACGGCGGAGGAGCUGCAGCACUGGGUGAGGUCGCAGGUGGAGAAGAACGAGCAGCUGGUGCAGAGGCGAGCGCAGUUGGAGCAGGUGGAAGACUGGGUGAAGCAGAAAGAGAGGGAGGCAUCGUACACUCAGCUGCUGUAUAAUAACGCCUGCGAAUCAGUGCUCGAGUGUGAGUCUGUGAUGAAGGGCUUGUAUGGAAUGCUGGGACUGGACUAUCGAGACACCGACUCUGAGGAAGAAGGAGGAGGCAAACCUACGGAAAACGUCAUACAGAUCGCGGAUGAUUUUGACAACGGAGAGGACGAGCGUGGCGAUGAUGGGGAAGAGGACGAUGAGUAUGUUGUCAUUGAUUUAGGGGCCGCUGUUCCCGAAACUGAACUGAAGGAAGCUGAUUUGUCAACAGCCAUAGAGUCUUCAGAAUGUUCUGGACAGAUGUUAGAUCAGAACGUGGAAAGGUCUGAGGCUGUUGACCCUUCAGCCAAAGUCAAACCCAAGUCAUCCUCAGCGAUCAAGAAAAAGAGAUCCUCCCACAAAAGUGUAAAGACUUUACGAAGCUCUUCACCAAUUACUGCACCAUCUCCCGGUGAUUUGUCUGCUCAGUUAACGCCCCAAAAGGAAAGUCCUCGUCCUGUUUCAUCAGGCAAAUCGGUCCCCAUGAGUGAGACUGUUAAAACCCCUCCACCGGGCACCGUUCAAAGCACAUCCACAUCCACAAGCGAUACAGAUAGACUUGAAACCCCUACAAAACAGAAUGUUGACACUCCAGUGCAACUUGUGACAUCUACCCCAACAUCUACACUCCUGGUGAAAUCUGUUUCUGCUUCCAAAUCUUCAAAAACAAACUCAGUCAGCCAAAAACCUGCCUCUAAGAGCAAGAGUUCCAAAACAACUCCAACUUCAGACUCCACUGGAAAAACCAGAGCCAAGGAAAAAGUUAAACAAACCAGUCCCGAUUCCAGCAGCCAACCUUCAAGCACCUCAAUGCCAUCUAGUAGCACAGUUAAAGCCAUACCUUCUGAAAAAGCUAAAGAUAUCCCCCCUAAACAAGGAGACAAUCCUGAGACUAAAUCACCUACCUCCAGCCCUCCCUCUGGUGCCACAAAUGCCACAACGUCUACCAAGCCACCAGAUGCUAGAGAAGUCUCCAUUAUGCCACAGGUCACACCAGACACGCCUGCGCUGCCUGCUCAUGCUCCGCAAGACGUGAAGCUGAAGGUCAACAUGAGCGUUCUCGGAUGGCGGAGGACCAAAACAUGGCACCAAGGCACGAUUUUAGACAUCAAAUCAACUGAGUCCGGUCCUAGGUAUAAGAUCCUGUUUGAUGGAGGUAAAGGCAAGAGUGUUUUAUCUGCUCAUCACCUCGCGUGUGUUGGCCCUCCUAUGCUGAAGGAUCUCUUUGUGGGAUGUCGAGUCGUCGCCUGCUACAAAGAAGAUAACCAGUCUUGGCUUCAUGCUGCCGUAGUGGUCGAGAUGCCAGAACGCAGGAAUCGGAUGAGGUUCUUGGUGUUCUUUGACAACGGAUGUCCAGCCUACAUCAGCCUGCCAGACCUCCACUUGGUCUGUAAGCCAUUGAAGAAAAUGUCAGACGACAUAGAUGAUAAGGUGUGGCGUGCGGAGGUGGAGGAAUAUCUACAGGCGUAUCCAAACCCCAUUUUUGUGGUGAUGCGGGUGGGGCAGGAUAGUAAGGUGGAACGUGAUGGACAGAUGGAGCUCUGCACCGUCACUCAGGUGGAUGGGAGCCUGAUCCAGAUCUGUUACAAGAAAGAUGAGGAGAAAGAGUGGCUAUACAAGGGCUCGAAUCGACUGGAGCAAAUCCAAAGGAUUAAGAAGCGAAUGUCUGAGCAGAAGAAGGACGAGGCUGUAAAUACAGCUGGAUGGAUUGUACCUAAGAAGAACACUAAACUACCCACCAGCAUCACCACCAGCACCACUGCUACCUCCUCAACACCAGUUUCUACAAACACUGUGCCCUUAAAAACCUCGACUGCUCCAACUGUUUCUUCUCAGAGAGUUUCUCCAGUCACGACAUCGCAAAAUACGACAAAGAUAUUUCUGGGUAACUCGAUCUCGCAGCCCAGAGUCGUCCUGAAGAGAGUUACUUUGCCUUUAGCUUUGACUGCUGUGAAAAUCAGCACACACACCGAGCCCACAGUGACCAGUCCAUCUAACACAGGAACUAAACGCCCCCCUCCUGAAGAGGAAGACUGCAGAUCACUGAACGCUCUUCUCCCGGUUGUUGAGCCACGGUUAAAGUAUGUACCUCAUCGCUGCUGCCCGGCUUGUCUGGAUCACAUGAGGCCGACGCAGAAGGAUCCACACCGUGGCCAGAAUCCGCUGCUCAUCCCGCUGCUCCACGGGUUUCGCCGCAUGACCGCUAGAAGGCGUCUAGAUGGGAAGAUGUCUUUUCACGUCUUCUAUCGUGCUCCUUGUGGGCGGAGCAUGUGUGAGAUGGAAGAGAUUCAGGCCUUCCUGUUUGAUUCACGCUGUGAUUUCCUCUUCCUGGACAUGUUCUGCUUGGACCCAUUUGUCUUGGUGAAAAGCGCCAUGCUCCCAUCCUCCAUGAUCAGCCAUCCCUUUGUGUUCCUGCCAGACAUUUCAGCAGGAAAGGAGGUGGUGCCUGUGCAGUGCGUUAACGAGCUUAACGCUGUCUCUCCACCUCCUGUGACCUACACCAGACACAGGCUGCCUGCUCCUGGUGUCUUCAUCAACACCAGCCUUGACUUCAUGGUGGGAUGUGAUUGUACCGAUGGCUGCCGAGACAGGUCAAAGUGCGCGUGUUACCAGAUGACAAUCGAGGCCACGUCGUUGUUCACCGGCGGACCUGUGGACGUCACUGCCGGAUACACGCACAAGCGAUUGCCCAGAUACGUGCCCACUGGGGUGUACGAGUGUAACUCUCUGUGUCGCUGUGAUCCCAAGCUGUGUAAUAACAGGCUGGUACAACACGGGCUUCAGCUGCGCCUGGAGGUUUUCAUGACUCAACACAAAGGCUGGGGUCUGCGCUGCCUGGACGAUAUGUCCAAGGGGACAUUCGUGUGUGUGUUCACAGGUAAAGUAGUCAAGGAUGAGGUGGUGAACGCAGAAAGUGCUAUGUCUGGCAAUGAGUACUUGGCAAACCUGGACUACAUUGAAGGAGUGGAGAAACUGAAGGAGGGCUAUGAAAGUGAAGCUUACUGCUCCGACAAGGAGGAAGAGAGUGACAAGAAGACUCUCAUAACUAUGACGACGGGAGCGUUAAAGAAACAUGACGUUUUCCUGAUGGAAUCAAAUUCUAGCAGUGGUGAAGAAAAGGAAGACACAACCAAAACGAAAGUCAGUGAAAUGACUGAAAUCACUAAAACCAAAAUGCCACAAGGUAAAAGAGAGAGACAAGUGAGUGAUGAUGAUUUAGAAGGUGCCGAUGAUUCUGUAGACGAUGAGGAUUAUAAACCCAGUGACUUGAGCGAUGAGUGUAAGAGGAGCUACACCACACGCAGAAAUACCAAGAUCCCAGAAGAAAAAGAAUUUCCUAACAUUGUCCAGACAUCUGCUAAAAUCUCAGAGGAGCAAACGGAGGUGACCGCAUCCAUGGCCAAGAAGAUGAGAAAAGAGGGUCCUGGAGGCCCUAAGAUGGGAUUUGCCAGGAAAUCAACACGUGCUUUUGCCAUCAAGUCCAGUCACAGGAGAGUGAAGCCACAAGCAGAACCUGAGAAAUGUGUGCAAGAAAAUAAAACGGCACACGGCAGGAAGUGCACACGCAGUCUGUUUAACGGGGAAAAGGCGUGUUAUCUCAUCGAUGCCAAGCAGGAGGGAAACCUGGCACGAUACAUUAACCAUAGCUGCAAUCCUAAUCUGUUCGUCCAAAACGUUUUUGUGGACACACAUGACCUCCGUUUCCCCUGGGUUGCAUUCUUCACCAGCAAGCGUAUAAGAGCUGGAACAGAGCUGACGUGGGAUUACAGCUAUGAAGUAGGCAGUGUGGAGGGAAAGGUGCUGCUCUGCUGCUGCGGCUCGUCCGAAUGCACCGGCCGGUUACUUUGAAAACGGAUUCUUCUGCUUUACAACAAUGUCAUGAUGGACCAAAGGAGAGAGAUUCCAAGCUCUUUACUUGCCACCUGUUCACACUUUGCAAUUCAGGAACUUAAGGAAGGCUGCACACGGCAUACUUUUAGCUUAUUAUAGCCAAUUAAAAUAAAUUUAAAAAUGAAUUUGGAUAUGAUUUACUUGUUAAUAAAAAGGAUGAACUCUACA